AUGGCACACUCCAUUGAGAGUACCUCAAUAGCUACUGAAAUAAAUGAGAUAGAAAGGAGGAAAGAACAUCAUUUGAUCGAGAUAAAGGAGACAAACAACAUAAUUGGUAAUUUGCUUAAGAAUUUACGCAAUUCAUCUAUUGAAUUGUGUAUCAUAUUCAAAGUAAAUGUGGGGCUACGUGAAUCAAAUUCAUCUGCUUAUACACCAAAGAUGAUCUCUAUUGGUCCUUACCAUAGGAAAAAUCCUCGACUUGAUCCAAUGAAAGAGCACAAACUAUUGUACUUACGACGAUUACUUCAACGGAAGGAGGGGCUUGGUUUGAAUGAUUGCAUCAGUGAAUUGCAUAAACUAAAGGAGGAAGCACUAAAGUGUUACAAAGAUAUAAAACAGCUGCACGGGACAUAUGAUGAUUUUCUCUCAAUGUUGUUGCUUGACGGUUGUUUUGUAGUUCAGUUUAUUCGAGAGACGUAUUGUGAAAGGGGUCCAGUAGGAGAAGCCAGGAUUAUCAGUGAUGAUCGUGCAAGUUACAUAUUUCGAGACUUGAUGUUACUAGAAAACCAACUUCCUUUCUUUGUCGUCAACAAGCUUCAUUCCAUGACAAAGGAAGUUAACGAAUCAUCAUUGGUAAUACUGGUGAAUUAUUUGUGUACCUCCUAUUUUGGUAGCAUGGUAAAAAGGACCUGGGCAUCGGAAUGUAAUAAUGUUGGAAAUAUCAAACAUUUACUUCAUCUACUACACAUAUUUUCAUGUACUGAGAUUAAUCCCAAGGAAAAGUCAAAUAAUUAUGAAACAACGUAUAAGGUUAUGCCAAAUGCAACGGAGCUUUCCGAAGCUGGAGUUAGCUUUGCAAAGGUCAAUGGUAUAACAAGUUUAUUUGAUAUAAAUUUCAACAAUGGAUUUAUGAAAAUCCCUUGUUUUCAAGUCGAUGAUGGUACAGAAACCAUCUUGCGAAAUCUCAUUGCUUAUGAGCAACAAUCAUAUGAUGUACGACCUAAAUAUUUCACUGAUUAUGCUGCUUUCAUAGAUCAUCUUAUCGACUCAGAAAAAGAUGUGAAUUUGCUUCGCCAAAAAGGAAUCAUAGUGAACUUGACGGGAGACGACAAAAACGUGGCUAGCCUCAUCAACAAAAUCGGAAAUGGGGUCACGAGGUUGACAGCUUUAUCAGAUCCGGCUUAUUACCCAUCUUCAGAUUAG
Messenger RNA from Solanum stenotomum, 1194 nucleotides. Its product is annotated as UPF0481 protein At3g47200-like. The transcript is spliced from 3 exons. The record is from RefSeq and is a predicted model, not a curated record. Bases 1 to 1194 code for a protein of 397 amino acids. Lineage: Eukaryota; Viridiplantae; Streptophyta; Magnoliopsida; Solanales; Solanaceae.